Anolis carolinensis (green anole) is the source of this 3253-nucleotide messenger RNA. RefSeq names its product solute carrier family 16 member 4 (gene slc16a4). Gene Ontology annotation, molecular function: monocarboxylic acid transmembrane transporter activity. Gene Ontology annotation, cellular component: plasma membrane. Gene Ontology annotation, biological process: transmembrane transport; monocarboxylic acid transport. The record is from RefSeq and is a predicted model, not a curated record. NCBI's taxonomy places the organism in Eukaryota, Metazoa, Chordata, Lepidosauria, Squamata, Anolidae. The transcript has 8 exons. Bases 66 to 1595 code for a protein of 509 amino acids.
UAUCCACACUGAGAAUGAUCUUUUGAAUGGCAAGAGGAGUAUAAAAAUGUGAUCUUCAGCUCAAGAUGUGCAGGAAAAAUGAAAAAGGGAGAGUGCCACCUAACAGUAAUAACAUCAAAAACCUGCAUAGUACAGAAGUUCCUGAUGGAGGAUGGGGAUGGUUUAUUGUAUUAAACUUUUUUCUGGUAAAUUUAACUACAAUGGGAGCACUGAAAACCUUUACAAUUUUCUUUGUGGCCUUCCAAGAAGAUAUUGGUGGUUCUUCUGAACAUGUCUCCUGGAUUGGCUCUAUUAUGUCUUCUCUCCGAUUCCUAGCAGCCCCGCUGGUAACCAUAGCAUGUGAAAUGCUCGGGGAACGGACAACGGCUUUGAUCGGAGCAUCAUUGGCUAGUGUUGGCUUUCUUUUCAGUACAUUAGCUACAGGCAUCUCCUUCCUCUGUGUAACUAUGGGAUUCCUAGCAGGAUUGGGUUUUGCUAUCUUGUAUCAGAUAGCAGCCGUGAUGACUGUUAAGUACUUCAAGAAACGCCUGGCUCUUGCCAAUGCAAUUGGCCGCUCAGGGAUGGGCCUGAGUGUUGUGUUAGCACCAUUUGCUCAACUACUAAUUGAAACAUAUGGCUGGCAAGGUGCUCUACUGAUAUUUGGUGGCAUAUUUUUGAACCUUCUGCCUUCCAGCAUGUUGCUACGGCCAGUGAAUGUUCAGAAAAUGAAAGAUGUAGGAAUGGGAAAUGAAGGCGCUCUAAUGUCUCCACCCUGUAAGUUUCCAGAAACGUGUGAAGAUAGCCUGGAUGAAAUCCGCAUCAUAGAAGUGGACAUGAAGGAUCAUUCCAGUCAGAAACGUGAUCACCAAAACAACCCACAACAGGCUGAGGAAGCACUAUUAACCCCAGUAAACUACAACUUGUUUGACAUGAAAGUAGAAGACCCCCUCCCAGGAACGUACCAAAAUAGGAAUGUCAACCAAGCUACCAGUCAAAGCUCCUUUCCAAACAAGGAAGAAAACUUCAAGCCAAAACUUUCCCCAUCUUUCCCCUGUAAACAGUGUCCUCUUGACUUUUCUCACCUAAAAAACCCCUUCUUCUACAUUUUCACAUGGUCCUUUCUAUUCAGCCAACUAGCCUACACAAUCCCAACCUUACACUUUGCUGCCAGAGCAAAAACUUUGGGCAUAGAGCCAAUGGACACUGCUUAUAUGAUUACGGUGGCUGGAAUUAUAGAGACAAUCACCUUAUUACUCUCUGGCUGGAUUGCAGAUCAAAACUGGAUCAACAAGUAUCAUUACCACAAAAUGUACCUCAUUCUUUGUGGAAUUACUAAUUUGAUGUGUCCCCUGGCCACAACCUUACCUCUGCUUACAACAUACUCUGUAAUCUUUGCAAUUUUCAGUGGAGGAUACCUUGCCCUGUUACUUCCUGUGCUGGUAGAUCUUGUAGGUGCCCCCAGUUUCCACAGUGCUUUGGGACUUGCCUCAUUCAUCGCUGGGUUUGGAAUCACCAGUGGACCUCCUCUUGCAGCAAAACCGACAUCUCCAUCAUCAGGAAGGAGCCCCCGGUGGUGCAAUGGGUUAAGCCGUUCUGCCAGCAGGACUGCUGACUGACAGGUCGACGGUUCGAAUCCAGGGAGAGUGGGUGAACUCCCUCUGUCGGCUCCAGCUCCCCAUGCAGGGACAUGAUAGAAACCUCCCACAAGGAUGAUACAACAUCAAACAUCCGGCCAUCCUCUGGGCAACAUCCUUGCAGACGGUCAAUUCUCUCACACCAGAAGCGACUUGCAGUUUCUCAAGUCACUCCUGACAUGAAAAAAAACUCAUCAAGAAGAAUAAAUUACAUAAGGACAGAGAAUAAAUAGAGAGGCAAUUGAAACAGCAGCACCUGCCACAGCUGAGAUAUGGGAAGUGAACAUUUUCCACUAUCGAAAUGCUUCCUAACAAUUCUUUUAAAAUCACCAUUGCCUUUGAAAUAAUCUCAAUUAUUCAUGCUCACUUACCAGUCUCCUUGGGGACCUAUUAUAAGGCAGAAAGGUGGGAUAUAAAUAUUUUCAACAAUAAAAACCAAAACUCAAGGAAUAUACAUGACCUAGCAUUUCUAACUGAGUUUCAUUUACAAAAUGUGUUUUAAUCUGUUCAAAGUUUCAUGGAAGUCACUUCCCUGAGAUGUCAAUACAGUCGAGUCUCACUUACCCAACAUAAACGGGCCGGCAGAACGUUGGAAAAGCAAAUAUGUUGGAUAAUAAGGAGGGAUUACGGAAAAGCCUAUUAAACAUCAAAUUAGGUUAUAAUUUUACAAAUUAAGCACCCAAACAUUAUGUUAUAUAACAAAUUUGACAGAAAAAGUAGUUCAAUAUGCAGUAAUGCUAUGUAGUAAUUACAGUAUUUACGAAUUUAGCAACAAAAUAUCAUGAUAUAUUGAAAACAUUGACUACAAAAAUGCGUUGGAUAAUCCAGAACGUUGGAUAAGCGAGUGUUGGAUAAGUGAGACUCUACUGUAACAUGAAACCAGACUGAUAGUUAAUGCUGUCACUUGUAUUGUGUUCUGUUUUACUUUUAUUGAUGUUUUUAAAUGUUACUUUUGUAUGCUUUUAUUCAUUUUAUGUAUCUGUAUUAAUUUUUUUGGAAGACAUCUUAAGUUUUAUUUGUAGAAAUAGUCUGAUUUAUGAAUUUAAUGAAUGAACAAACUGCGAUCUUGUGACUCUUCCUCAAUUCCUUCUUAAGACUUACCAUUUGGACCCAUUUCCUGGAACAUAGACAUUUCUUUUGCUCCUCUUGCCACAAACCACCUAUUUCUCAUCUGCGGAAGAGCAUCUCUAUAUUGAGUUAGAACUGUUGUGAAGGAUAUUGAGAAAUUGCAACCGUCACCUCUGUCAGAGUGAUAUAAGGCGUCCUUGUUAUGAAAGAUCAAGCAAAGUUUGAAUGAAAAUCUUAAUUACAGAUAAUAAAGACUUUUGUGUUGAAUAAUUAAAUAUGGAAUUGCAAUUAUGGAGAUGGCAAAAAAAACCCCCCACAAACACAUCCACAAUUGUUUCUGGAUAAAAAAUGUUUAAAAACAAUUCUCAUUUCUUCUGUAUGAUAUAUAAAGAGAAAAUGGCAAGUUAAAAUGUUGAGAAUCUAUUUUAUAUAGAAUGUAAUAUUUGCUGGUAAACAAAUUUUCUGAACUUUGUUGGACUGCAAAAAAUUGCUUCAUUAUUCAUGGUCUAAAUUGUACUUUUAAGUUUUCACUGAUUAACGAAAGGACAAUAAACGUAUUAACACUAAAAUGA